GUAGGAUAGCCAUCCCUACCGCUGUCGUUAUCCGGAAGACAGCUGAAAAGUAUCGCAGAAUGCGCACGUAGCGGGAGUUGAACCCACCAUGAAUAAUCGCCUCUGUGGCACAGCACCGAACUCAAAGCACUUUCGCAGGACGACAGAUGCCCAUCGUCGACACCUGGAAGUAGAUCAUGACAACCGCAGCUACGACCCCCGCCAUCUCGUUCACCCACAUUGAUCCCAGCGGACCCGUUCCCGCUCCAGCUAUAGGAUGGGAGGAGUACUUUCGUACAACUCCCCCACCUGACUUCCUCGAACCUGCGGGCAAGCGCGUAGAGGAAUUUGUCGCCUUGCACGCCAAGGCUGGGAGAAGAGUUGUGCUGGUGACGUCGGGUGGGACCACUGUUCCCCUUGAGCAAAAUACCGUCCGAUUCAUUGACAACUUUAGUGCCGGGACCCGCGGAGCAACGUCCGCUGAAUACUUUAUCGAGGCCGGCUAUGCUGUGAUUUUUAUGCACAGACAGUUCAGCUUGCAGCCAUAUUCCAGACAUUAUUCGCAUUCACGGAAUUGUUUCUUGGAUUACAUGCAAGAAGACGGUCAUGGCGGAUUGAUUGUCGACAGGAAAUAUAGCGACCACAUGCGGGAGGUGUUAUUGAAGUAUCAACGGGCGAAGCGCGAACACCUUCUCAUCAUGGAAACAUUUGUGACUGUUCAAGACUAUCUCUUUCUUCUUCGCCGCUUCACGACUGCCAUGUCGAUUCUCCGGGAGAAUGCGAUGUAUUACUUGGCUGCCGCAGUCAGCGAUUUCUUCAUUCCGCAAAGUAAAAUGGCUCAGCAUAAAAUCCAGUCGGCCGAAGGCGCAUUGGUGUUGCAGCUGGACCAAGUCCCUAAGAUUAUCUCCCCUCUCGUCGAUACUUGGGCCGCUAAAGGGUUCAUCGUUUCUUUCAAACUUGAGACGGACCCUGAUCUUCUUAUUCAGAAAUCACGGCGCUCGUUGGAGCGGUACAAACACCAACUUGUCAUUGGUAACAUAUUAACUACGAGGAAGAAGGUGGUCACCUUCGUGACCACAAAAGAAGAAACAAAGCUGGAAUUAACGGACGAGGAGCUGAGAAAUGGAGUGGAGAUUGAGGAGAGGAUAAUACCAGAGCUUAUUAGGAGGCACGACAAAUGGAUCAUACAGACGAAAUCCCAAUAGAUUGUAGACUUAAUGGGUCCAUCAUUAUGUCUUUAUUCAUCCCGCGUUAAAAGAACAAACAGUGCCAGGACCACCA
This is a messenger RNA of Spizellomyces punctatus DAOM BR117, 1260 nucleotides long. Its product is annotated as phosphopantothenate--cysteine ligase CAB2. Gene Ontology annotation, cellular component: nucleus; cytoplasm. Gene Ontology annotation, biological process: coenzyme A biosynthetic process. Gene Ontology annotation, molecular function: phosphopantothenate--cysteine ligase activity. Lineage: Eukaryota; Fungi; Chytridiomycota; Chytridiomycetes; Spizellomycetales; Spizellomycetaceae. The coding region runs from base 177 to 1184 and encodes 335 amino acids. The record is from RefSeq and is a predicted model, not a curated record. The transcript has 5 exons.